GUGACGUUACACAGAAUAGCGUCAUCUCGAGACUCGAAAUCUUCAUUGGUCUUUCUUCCGUGACACCACGCGUAGGAAAGAAGUAACAAUGGCGGACGCUGCUCCAGCCGCACGCGGAGGCUUUCGUGGAGGUUUUGGUUCUCGUGGAGGCGAUCGUGGAGGCCUGAGAGGCCGAGGUCGUGGAGGUAGAGGUCGAGGACGCGGCCGUGGACGCGGCAAAGAAGACAGCAAGGAAUGGGUCCCUGUCACUAAGCUUGGUCGUCUGGUCAGAGACGGCAAGAUUCAGUCCCUCGAGCAUAUCUACCUAUUCUCCUUACCUAUUAAAGAGUACGAGAUCAUUGACAAAUUCCUCGGACCGGAUCUAAAGGAUGAGGUCUUGAAAAUUAUGCCAGUACAAAAGCAGACCAGAGCAGGUCAACGUACGCGUUUUAAGGCUUUUGUUGCCAUCGGAGAUAGCAAUGGUCACAUUGGAUUAGGAGUGAAGUGCUCCAAGGAAGUAGCGACUGCCAUUCGCGGUGCUAUUAUUCUGGCCAAGCUCUCCGUCGUGCCAGUUCGACGUGGUUACUGGGGUAACAAGAUUGGCAAGCCUCACACAGUGCCAUGUAAGGUAACUGGCAAAUGUGGUUCCGUGCAGGUGCGCUUGAUACCAGCGCCCAGAGGUACCGGCAUCGUGUCUGCUCCGGUUCCCAAGAAACUGCUUCAGAUGGCUGGUAUCGAGGAUUGUUACACCUCAGCCAGAGGAUCCACCUGUACGCUUGGUAAUUUUGCCAAGGCGACUUACGCUGCGAUCGCUAAGACGUACGCGUAUCUUACUCCUGAUUUGUGGAAGGAACAGGCUCUGGCUAAGGCGCCGUAUCAAGAAUACGCCGACUUUCUGUCGAAAACUCAUAAAGGAGGCGUUAGAGCGGCCGAAGUUGUCUAAAUAAACAUCCUCCAAUCCCAGGAGAGCUCUUUGAAAAAAU
Molecule: messenger RNA, 962 nt
Organism: Formica exsecta
Lineage: Eukaryota; Metazoa; Arthropoda; Insecta; Hymenoptera; Formicidae
Product: 40S ribosomal protein S2
Exons: 3
Coding region: 89-922 (277 amino acids)
Biological process (GO): translation
Cellular component (GO): ribosome; cytosolic small ribosomal subunit
Molecular function (GO): RNA binding; structural constituent of ribosome
Source: RefSeq, a predicted model, not a curated record